GCGUUCAUGCCGGAGGCUGCGGGCUUUCUAGGCGUGCGGGACCACGGAGGGCUCCAGGAAUUUUCUAUAAGUCAGACGGAGAGUUUUUGGGCCGCCGUGGCUCGGCGACGGCUCGAAUGGAUCACCCCGUUUAGCGACGUUCUCGACUAUGACAUGGAGCGGGGCAAGGUGCGCUGGUUCCAGGGAGGGCAGCUCAAUGUCUCCGUAAAUUGCCUGGAUCGUCAUGCGCACAGCAAUCCGGACAAGGUGGCGCUCAUCUGGGAGCGGGAUGAGCCCGGAUCGGAAGUCAAGGUCACCUACAGGGAGCUCCUGGAGAUGACCUGUCGCGCUGGCAACCUGUUAAGGCGACGCAGCGUUAAGAAGGGUGACUGCGUCACCAUCUACAUGCCGCCGUGCCCGCUCGCCGUAGCGUCCAUGCUAGCUUGCGCUCGUGUGGGCGCCGCGCACAACGUAGUGUUUGCGGGGUUCAGCGCUGAAGCUCUCGCCGAGCGAAUUAGAGACGCGCGCUCCAGUACAGUAAUCACCGUCAAUGAAAGCGUACGAGGCGGCAAAGUGACACCCUUGAAGUCCACUGUGGACGCGGCGGUGCGUAACUGUCCGACUGUGCGCCAGGUGUUUGUCGUCAUGCGCACUGACGCGCCGGUUGCCAUGACGCCCAAAGAUGUCGCCAUGGAAGAGGAGAUGAUGUCAGAGGACACCGUGUGCGAGCCGGUCACAAUGGACAGCGAGGACGUUCUUUUCCUGCUCUACACGUCGGGGAGCACUGGAAAGCCCAAAGGUUUAGUGCACACGCAAGCCGGGUACCUUUUGUACACCUCGCUUACACAUAAGUACGUCUUCGACUACAACGACGGCGACGUGUUUGGCUGCGUGGCCGACAUCGGUUGGAUCACCGGACACAGUUACGCCGUGUACGGACCUUUAGCUAAUGGCGGUACUAGCGUCCUGUUUGAGAGCACACCCGUUUAUCCCGACCCGGGACGUUACUGGGAGAUGGUGGAGAGACUGAAAAUUAAUCAGUUCUACGGCGCCCCCACGGCAAUUCGCUUGCUUCUGAAGUACGGAGACGAAUGGGUGCGCAAGUACGACCGUUCCAGUCUCAAGACGCUCGGAUCCGUGGGCGAGCCAAUCAACACAGAGGCGUGGGAGUGGUACCACACUGUUGUGGGUGAAGGGCGCUGUCCUGUGGUGGACACUUGGUGGCAAACAGAGACUGGCGGCAUCUGCAUCGCCCCUCGGCCGUCAGAACCGAACGCCGAGAUCAUCCCCGGGAUGGCUAUGAGACCUUUCUUUGGCAUUAAACCGACGCUCAUGGACGCCGAGGGCAAACCGGUGACGUCCGACGACGCUUCCGGAGCGCUGUGCCUCGCUAAACCUUGGCCGGGAAUGGCCCGCAGCAUCCACAACGACCACCAGAGAUUCAUCGACACCUACUUCAAGACGUACCCCGGUUAUUUCUUCACCGGAGAUGGCGCCCAUUGUUCCAAAGAAGGUUACUAUCAGAUCACGGGGCGCCUUGACGAUGUCAUCAACGUGAGCGGACACAGGAUUGGAACGGCCGAGAUUGAAGAUGUGGUGAACCAAUGCUCUGCGGUGGCCGAGUCGGCAGUGAUCGGCUGCUCACAUCCAAUCAAAGGCCAAGGCGUCUACGCUUUUGUAGUCCUCAAACAAGACGCCCAAAAUGAUGACCUCACCUCACAAAUCAACAACACCGUAUCCAGUAAGAUCGCCAAGUACGCCUGCCCCGACCACAUCCAGUUUGUCCAACGUCUCCCGAAGACGCGUUCGGGCAAGAUUAUGCGUCGGGUUUUACGCAAGGUGGUCGAGCGAGACGUCGGCGACUUGGGUGACCUCAGCACGUUGGACGAUCCCGCAGCCGUGCAGGAGAUCAUCCAAGGUCAUCGCGACCUCUGUGGAAACUGA
This is a messenger RNA of Nerophis lumbriciformis (worm pipefish), 1923 nucleotides long. NCBI's taxonomy places the organism in Eukaryota, Metazoa, Chordata, Actinopteri, Syngnathiformes, Syngnathidae. The record is from RefSeq and is a predicted model, not a curated record.